ACAAUCAUUUUAUCUUCUUCUGCUUUGCUAAAUAAACAAAUUAAAACGUUCAUGUGCACACCACCCAACACUACCGCAAGCAACCCUUUUUCUUUCACACACUCUCUCUCAUCAAAAAGCUUGCAUCUUUCUCUACUCUCUUCACCCCCAUUGCCCCCAUUUCACUUCUUCAAUGGGCUCCUGCUUCUGGGUUCCUCUCAGAACUUUUCAAACCCACCUAAAAUGGCUUCUUUGCUGCUAAAAAGCUGGUUCCAAAUUGGGGAAAUAAAGAUAAGGCAGUCAGCAAUGGUGGGCGUUGUGAAGCUGGUGGUUAUGUUGGUGGUGUUUGGGGUUGUGUGUGAGUGUCAGGAGAGUACAGAUGAUGGGUCUUAUUCUUCUUCUUCUUCUGCUGGUGUGUAUAUGGUUACUCUUAAACAAGCGCCUUCUGUUUUUCACAAUUACCGGCCCAAUGUGAAGAAGACUGUGCAUCCUUUUGGGGUUCCUGAUUCUACUUCUGGAGGAGCUAAUACACUUGAAAAUCCAAGUUUUGGUAACGUCACGAAAAGGGGCCACCACCGUUUUGGUUCCCGUAUUGCAAGAGUUCACGAUUCGCUACUGAGACGGGUUCUAAAAGGGGAGAAAUAUCUAAAACUAUACAGUUACCAUUACUUAAUUAAUGGAUUUGCUGUUCUUGUUACUCCUCAACAGGCACAAAAGUUAUCGGGUCGAAAAGAGGUGGCAAAUGUGGUGCCCGAUUUCUCCGUCAGAACCGCAACCACACACACCCCACAGUUCUUGGGUUUACCUAAAGGGGCAUGGCUGCAAGAGGGUGGUUACGAGACAGCUGGCGAAGGGGUCGUAAUCGGGUUCGUUGACACCGGUAUUGACCCGACCCAUAUAAGCUUUGCUGAUAGGCUCUCCGAAAACAGUUAUCCGGUACCCAAACGUUUCACGGGUGUUUGUGAGGUCACCCGUGAUUUCCCAUCUGGGUCCUGUAACCGAAAACUUGUUGGGGCCCGCCAUUUUGCAGCGUCUGCUAUUACACGUGGAAUUUUUAAUGCUUCUCAAGAUUAUGCGUCACCGUUUGAUGGCGAUGGCCAUGGGACGCACACAGCUUCUAUUGCUGCAGGAAACCAUGGUAUUCCAGUUGUAGUAGCCGGGCAUCACUUCGGUAAUGCAAGUGGAAUGGCCCCUCGUGCACACAUCGCUGUUUACAAGGCACUGUACAAAAGCUUCGGUGGCUUUGCUGCUGAUGUGGUUGCUGCGAUUGAUCAGGCAGCACAAGAUGGAGUAGAUGUCAUAAGCUUAUCGAUAACUCCAAACAGACGUCCUCCGGGCAUCGCAACAUUUUUUAAUCCAAUAGACAUGGCAUUAUUCUCAGCAUUUAAAAGCGGUAUCUUUGUGGUACAAGCAGCAGGCAACACCGGUCCAUCACCUAAGAGCGUUUCUUCCUUCAGUCCCUGGAUCUUUACGGUGGGUGCAGCUGCACACGAUCGCAAGUACAGCAACUCUAUUCUACUUGGGAGCAACGUCACCAUUACCGGAGUUGGACUUGCACCGGGAACCGACGACAGUUACACUUUGGUAUCUGCAAACGAUGCAUUAAAAGAUUCAGAAACACCAAACGAUGAAUACGUGAAUGAAUGCCAAGAUUCUAGUAGCUUGAACCAGACCAUUGUUGAAGGGAAUCUCUUAAUUUGUAGCUAUUCCAUAAAAUUUGUUCUCGGACAAUCUACUAUAAAUAACGCUGUACAGACAGCUAAGAAUUUGAGUGCAGCUGGAAUCGUGUUCACCAUGGAUCCUUUUAUUAUUGGCUUUCAGCUUAAUCCUGUUCCAAUGAGUUUGCCUGGCAUAAUUAUUCCGUCUGCUAAUGAUUCAAAGAUUUUACUUGAGUACUACAAUUCGUCAUUGGAAAGAGAUCCGGUUUCGAAAAGGAUCAUCAAAUCCGGGGCGUUUGCAUGCAUUGCGGGUGGAGUAGAAGCAAAUUUUAGUUACAGUGCACCAAAGAUAAUGUAUUAUUCGGCUAGAGGACCAGAUCCAGAAGAUAAUUCUUUUCAAGAUGCUGAAAUAUUGAAACCGAAUUUAGUCGCACCGGGAAAUUUUAUCUGGGCUGCUUGGAGUUCUGGUGGCACAGAAUCAGUCGAAUUUCUUGGUGAGGACUUUGCAAUGAUGUCGGGAACGAGCAUGGCAGCUCCACAUAUUGCCGGGCUUGCAGCAUUAAUUAAACAAAAAUUUCCAUAUUUUAGUCCUUCAGCAAUUGGAUCUGCAUUAUCAACAACUGCUUCUCAACAUGAUAAAGGUGGUGGGCCCAUAAUGGCCCAACGGGCUUAUGCUAAUCCCGAUCUAAACCAGUCUCCAGCAACACCUUUUGACAUGGGAAGUGGUUUCGUAAAUGCUACCGCAGCAUUAGACCCGGGACUGAUUCUCGAUAUAGGCUAUGAAGACUAUAUGUCAUUCCUUUGUGGCAUAAACGGGUCAGAACCUGUGGUCCUAAAUUACACAGGCACAAAUUGUGGGCCCACAAAGGUUAAUGGUGCGGACCUGAACCUACCUUCAAUCACGAUUGCGAACCUGAACUGGACUCGGACCGUUCAACGAACCGUGACCAACAUCGGCGGGAACGAGUCCUACAGUGUGGGUUGGAGUGCGCCUUAUGGGGUUUCCAUGAAGGUGACCCCAUCGCACUUUUUUAUUGCCAACGGCGAAAAACAGGUUCUGAAUGUGUUGUUGAACUCGACGAUGAACAGCAGUGUUGCAAGCUUUGGAAGAAUUGGACUGUUUGGUGAUAAGAGUCAUGCGCUUAACAUUCAUUUGUCGGUUAUUGUUAAAACCGCGUAUAACAUGAGCAGUAGUAGUUGAGGCUUCUAUGAUUGUUUUGUUAGCAUGGUCUGUGGUUGUUAUUAUUUGGUUUUUUUGUGGUUUUAUGUCCAGUUUUUGGUGUGUAAAUUAUGUAGUGUGGGGCUAAUGAGCUAAUCCAUUUGUAUGAUUCUGAUUAUAAGUUGUUUGACUUUUGACCUUUUGACUUUUCUUCUUCAGAAUGUAUGAUGAGUUUGAGAUGAAUACAAAUACAAUGAUUGUGUUACAAA
Messenger RNA from Helianthus annuus (common sunflower), 3065 nucleotides. Its product is annotated as subtilisin-like protease SBT2.2. Gene Ontology annotation, molecular function: serine-type endopeptidase activity. Bases 52 to 2838 code for a protein of 928 amino acids. Lineage: Eukaryota; Viridiplantae; Streptophyta; Magnoliopsida; Asterales; Asteraceae. Gene Ontology annotation, biological process: proteolysis. The record is from RefSeq and is a predicted model, not a curated record. The transcript is spliced from 10 exons.